AUGUCCUUCCAGCGCCUCGCCGUCCCGCGCAACUCGGUCUACAAGGCCAACGGCACGAAGUCAUACCUUCAUGCUAUGCGGAAAUAUGGCUUCCACCCCACCAAGCCAGGCCCCUACUUCCAAGCUAAGCAAUUCCAGCCUCAGGGCAAAUUCGGCCGUACAGGUGGCCGCAUGCGGUCACACUAUGUCCUCGCAAAGAAGCACCAUCCGAGCUCUUCUCAGGGAGCUACUGGUACUGGAGCACAAACUAGCGGCACAGAGGGCGAAGUGCCCGCCGAAGACAUCCAGAACGAUUCGCUGUAUCUGUGUGAGGUCGGCGUCGGCACGCCAGAGCAGAAGUUGUACCUCGAUUUCGACACUGGCUCGAGUGAUCUUUGGGUCUGGUCUACCGAGCUUCCAAAGAGCAUUCUCAGCGGAGCGAACAAGAACAACCAACAAGUUGCUUUUGACGCCACCAAGUCCAGCACUUUUAAGAAGCUGAGCGGAGAGACCUGGAAGAUCUCGUACGGCGACUCCAGCAGUGCUAGCGGGGAUGUAGGAACUGAUACUGUGGAUUUGGGCGGUCUCAAAGUGGAAGGGCAGGCAGUAGAGUUGGCAAAGGAGCUGAGCCAGCAGUUUGCGCAGGGCAAUGGAAGCGGUCUGCUCGGCCUAGCGUUCAGCUCUAUCAACACCGUUUCUCCGACACAGCAGAAGACGGUAUUCACUGCGUACCUCGGUAGCUGGAGGGACACAGACGAGGCAGACAAGGGCCAGAGCUUCUACACCUUCGGCUUCAUCGACCAGGAUACCCUCACAGCCGCCGACGCCACCGAAUCCAGCAUCAACUACGCCGACGUAGACUCCAGCCAAGGCUUCUGGCAGAUCGCGUCCGCAAGCGCGACUAUAAACGGAAAGAAGGUGUCUCGUACAUCCAACACCUCCAUCAUGGACACAGGCACCACCCUCUGCCUCGUAGACGACACCCUCGUCGACGAAGUCUACGCCGCCAUCCCCGGCGCAAAAUACGACGACACGAACCAGGGGUACAUCUUCCCGUCUUCCACGACUGCCGACGCGCUGCCCGAAAUCACGCUCGCGAUCGGCGACCAGCAGGUUGCGUUCCAGAAGGAAGACUUGGGUUUCGCGGACGCAGGGAACGGGAUGGUGUAUGGAAGUAUUCAGUCGAGGGGCAGUAUGGAUAUGGAUAUUUAUGGGGAUGCGGUGUUGAAGGCUAUGUAUGCUGUUUUUGAUAUGAAUGGUGGGAGUCCGAGGUUUGGGUGGGUGCAGAGGAAGGAGGGGAGUCAGAAUACGGCGGUGCCGCCGCAGCAGUAA
This is a messenger RNA of Didymosphaeria variabile, 1311 nucleotides long. RefSeq lists its product as uncharacterized. Gene Ontology annotation, biological process: proteolysis. NCBI's taxonomy places the organism in Eukaryota, Fungi, Ascomycota, Dothideomycetes, Pleosporales, Didymosphaeriaceae. Gene Ontology annotation, molecular function: aspartic-type endopeptidase activity. The record is from RefSeq and is a predicted model, not a curated record. Bases 1 to 1311 code for a protein of 436 amino acids. The transcript is spliced from 6 exons.